UAAGUUGUCAAAAAUUGUGGGAAUAGGAAGUGCGUGACAGUCGAUUCAAAACAAAACAAUAUCACAACUUAACAGCAGCGACAAAAACACAAAACAAAACACUAGCCACCGACGGACGGACGGAUUAUUCUAUCCUAACCCUCGUGGUAGGAAUAAAUCAGCUUAGACGGAUCAGAUUUGAUGUUCGGAACAUUACGGAUCAGAUCAGAUGAGAUCGGAUCGAAUCGAAUCGGGACACUCGUUGCAGCAAGUGUAAAAAUAAUCAGAAAAUAUAGCCAGGAAUAAUUCAUAUUUUUUGUAUAACGACAAGUUUAUUGCCGUUUAAUUCGAAUCAUAUUUAUAUGAAAAUCAAAACAAAUUAAUCCGCUGCAGGGGCCAUGCAAAUUGAAUCCCCACACAGCGCUUAAUCGGUAACGGCAUAGGAAUCGGAAUUUUAGUCUGAAUCAAUCUCAAUCUCAAUCAAAAGCUGGAUCGGCAGACCUGUUAAUAGUUUAAUUUGCGGCCAUAAAUAAUAACACAAAGAUUAAUUGAUUUUCGUCAUAAAUCAGUAAAUAACCAAUCAAUUUUAAAGCGGUUGCGAUAUCACAUACCGCCCCUAUCCCGAAACCAGAGCGCCAUUCCGUUCGGUUCAGUUCAGUUCAGUUCAGUUUCUUUCCUUUCCAUCAAGUGCAAUCGGCUUGAGAAAAGUCACAUAAACAUAAACCCGGUCUGUCGGUCUAUCGGUCAGUUAGUCGUUCGUUCGUUCGUACGGUCAGAGACACAUUUACAAAGUGCUGAAAUGAAACUAUUUACCAACAAAAACCAGCGCAAUGCAAAGCUGCUGCGCUGCGCGGCACUUGGGAUGACCCUGUUGUUCUUUGGGUCACUCAUCCUGAUAUCAGAUCCAGUGCAGAGUAUCUUGGAUGUGCAAUUGAGCCUGAAGCCUGGCACUUUGCUGUACCUUUUGUGGCUCGAUCCACCGAUUGAUGUCUACAUCAAUGUCUACAUGUUCAACUACACCAAUGUGGAUGCGUUUACGGGCGGGACAGAUGCCAAGCUGAAGCUCGUUGAGGUCGGCCCGUAUGUGUACAAGGAGGUGCUGACCAAUCACAAUAUAACCCUGAACGAGGCCAACAACACAAUCUCCUAUUCGCCGCGACGUGAGUACAUCUUUGUGCCGGAGCGCUCCGUGAGCGAUCCGAAGGUCGAUCGCAUUCGUGCGCCCAACAUUCCCUUGAUGGGAGUGACCACCCUGGCCUCCAGCCUCUCGGUGUUCGCCUCGCUCGGGUUAAGUGCCGUGGCCAAGCGUCUGAAUGCUCAACCCAUACUCGAGAUGAGUGUCCACGAGUACAUGUGGGGCUACGAAGAUCAGUUGGUUCAACUGGCGGCCAAGUUUGUGCCCAGUUGGAUUGAUUUCGCCAGCUUUGGAAUCAUGGAGAAGCUUUUCCGUGAGGGAAACGAGAGCAAUGUUGUCAACAUGAAUCUGCCAGAGCGCAAGGAUAAAUUUGGCGUCAAGUUGCCCAACUCUCCGCGUGGCUACACGCUGGACAGCAUCAAUGGAGAGCGCGGAUUCUCGAAAUGGCAGUACGAUGCGAAAAGCAAUGGCACGAUGUGCAAUCGCAUUUGGGGCAGCCACGAUGCCACACUGUUUCCACGGGACAUGAACGCGCAGGACGCGUUCUACAUUUAUCGGCGCACCUUCUGCCGUCGCCUGCCCAUGAGGUUCAACACCACUCGGACACGGAAUGGCAUCGAUGCGUACGAGUUUGUGAUGGCUCCAAAUGUCUUUGACAGCGAACUGGGCAAUCCCAAUUCCUCGUGCUUCUGCAAGAACAAUCGCUGCCUCAAGAAGGGUGUGGGCAGCGUCUCGCCCUGCUACUACAGCAUCCCACUGGCCAUCACCUUUCCACAUUUCAUGCAUGGCGAUCCUAGCCUGCUGGUACCAUUCGAGGGACUCAACCCGGACGAGUCCCGCUUUGGCUCUACCUUUGUGGUGCAACCACAACUGGGCGCUCCCAUGCAGGGCACACAUCUGCGACUGCAGGCCAAUCAGGUGGUGGGAAAAGUGAACUUCAACAGUCUAAUGGAACCCUUUGAGGAUAUGGUGCUGCCGCUGCUGUGGGUCGAUCUGAACAUCGAUGUGCUCUCGUUCAGCCUGCGGAUGCUCAUACACGGCAUCAAGUGGGGCUUCCAUCUGCUGCAGUGGACCGCCGCCCUGGGAAUGCUGCUGGCCGGCGUUUACCAGUUGUGCGCGGCCCUAAUGGUAUGCUUCUGGCCCUCGGCCGCGCAGCAGCAGUUCCUUAAGGUGGAACAGGCGGAGAAGGGCGGACGGCCGUGCAGUUUGACUUUGGCGGCGUCCACACUCCGCAAGUCCUCGGCUGUGGCGUCGCUGCAGGUGGAGCAGGAGGAGCAGCAUCUAUUGUCCGAUGGCAGCCCAAGCUUGACGCCCAAGCUACCGGAAGAGGCUUAGGGCACAGCCACAGGCGCAGGCAAGAGAACUCAAGAAGGGGAUGGAUGGACUGUGGACUGUUCCCCCCACUGUGAUAUUAUGAGUUAAGAUUCGGUGUAAAUUAUUUUGUGCUCAUUGGAAACAACUUAGGGAACAUUCUAUGCUUACGUAAUAGUUAACGAUAACGAUAAAGAUAACGGAAACGAUAACGAUAACGAUAGCGCUAGGGUUGAGUUUGUCCCCACUCGAUAAAUACAGGUCGAUAGCUAUGGCCUUAGCUUUAA
Drosophila guanche is the source of this 2712-nucleotide messenger RNA. RefSeq names its product lysosome membrane protein 2. Lineage: Eukaryota; Metazoa; Arthropoda; Insecta; Diptera; Drosophilidae. The coding region runs from base 779 to 2449 and encodes 556 amino acids. Gene Ontology annotation, molecular function: scavenger receptor activity. Gene Ontology annotation, cellular component: membrane; cytoplasm. The record is from RefSeq and is a predicted model, not a curated record. The transcript is spliced from 7 exons.